This is a messenger RNA of Podarcis raffonei (Aeolian wall lizard), 1622 nucleotides long. It is a transcript of the gene RAMP1, whose product is annotated as receptor activity modifying protein 1. The transcript has 3 exons. The record is from RefSeq and is a predicted model, not a curated record. Gene Ontology annotation, biological process: regulation of G protein-coupled receptor signaling pathway; cellular response to hormone stimulus; protein localization to plasma membrane. NCBI's taxonomy places the organism in Eukaryota, Metazoa, Chordata, Lepidosauria, Squamata, Lacertidae. Gene Ontology annotation, cellular component: cell surface; membrane; signaling receptor complex. Gene Ontology annotation, molecular function: coreceptor activity. Bases 98 to 544 code for a protein of 148 amino acids.
GAGAGACCUUCUCGCCGGGCUCCUCGGCAUGGAUCGCGUCGCCCCUUUGCAGUGAGGUCCGCGGGCGUCGGCGAGGCUCCCUCGCUCUCGGCCAGCCAUGGCUUUGGGGAUGGUCGUCCGGCUGAAGCGCUUCGCGUGGCUCCUCCUGGCCCAUCACUUUAUGGUGGUCAGGGCAUGCCAUGAAGUCGCCUAUGGGCAGUACAUCCAGGAAUAUUGUCUCAGCAAGUUUCAAUCUGACAUGGAAACUCUCAGGAAGACUCUGUGGUGUGACUGGGAUAUGACUUUGGGCUGGUAUGGGGAGCUGACCAAUUGUACCUACCAGAUUGCUGGGAGAAUGCAUUGCUUCUGGCCAAACCAGCUAGUGGAUGAAUUCUUCAUAGCGAUUCACAAGCACUACUUCAAAAACUGCCCUGUCUCAGGAAGGGCUUUGAGAGACCCCCCUAACACCAUAUUGUGCCCGUUCAUAUUGGUACCCAUUUUUGUCACGCUGCUCAUGACAGCACUGGUUGUGUGGCGGAGCAAACGCAGUGAAGGCAUUGUCUGAAGUUCUUCACAACCCCAAAGUCUCCGACCCUGAUAGGAGACUGAAGCAGAACCCCAAGCCAGCUAUGCUGAGGAACAGCUUUGUUACUCCUCUUGUGAACACCCAAAAAAGAGCAUUUCUAGGCAAUGCUACCCAGAGAAAAACGUUGUAACUCCACAUUCUCUAGCUAACAAGAAUUUUGCUGAAGCCAAGAAAAAGCGUCAAGGACUGAACCACUUUUUUCAACAGCCAAAUUCUUUUCCUAUAUUCAUGAUUUGAUCAUGCUAAGGGCAUGCCUGCACCAACAUCUCCUUCAGACUCCCUUUGCCUUUGGGUUAUUUCUGGUUUUCUCUUCAUGCCCUUCAGCCACACAUACUUACAGCGGAUCCUCGGGUUACGUUACCUUUGGGUAACGUAACUUUCAGGUUGCAAAUGAGGCAAACCCGGAAGUGUAUAGUUGCGGGUUUCGCCACGAGUGCAUGUGCAGAAGCGCUCUAUCGCGCUGUGAGCAGAAGUGGUGCCUCAUGUUGCGGACUUUUCGGGGUACGUAAGGACCCCCUGAAUGAAUUAAGUUCGUAUCUGGAGGGUCCACGGUAUUUAGGACUGUGGGCUGUUCUUUGGGUUAGGUAACUUGCAGCUGGGAACCAUCUUGGAUAGGCACCCUCCAUCUUUGUGGAACCGAGAAGUGACCGGGGCUGUGCAAUAUUGGAAUAGAACAAAAGAAAGCAAAGUUCCAGCUCUAGGAGAACAGCAGAGCAGUGGCCAGAAUGAGAGCAGAUUUGUACAAACAAGGUGUAUAAUAUGAAGAGCAAGACCACAUUAAAGAAGCCUAAACUUUCAAAUUUUGUGGUGUGUACCAAUUAGGACGCUGUCAGGAUGCCUUGUAAAGCGCAGAAGGUAAUUGUAGUGCAUUCUGGAGUAAAUGACACACAAAACCAGCUGGUGCAGGCAUGCCCUCAAUUCAUUUUGACUGCUGACAGUGGAGGAGAUGAAGCUCUAGCAAACUAUUAUUUAUAUGUUUUGCCAAUAAUCAGCCACAUAAUGUAUUCUGUGAGGAACCAUUCUGUAGCAAUUAAAAUGUAUCCUAGGUCUUUGAAAA